This is a messenger RNA of Rhineura floridana, 9059 nucleotides long. RefSeq names its product semaphorin 5B (gene SEMA5B). Gene Ontology annotation, biological process: axon extension; positive regulation of cell migration; semaphorin-plexin signaling pathway. Gene Ontology annotation, molecular function: semaphorin receptor binding; chemorepellent activity. NCBI's taxonomy places the organism in Eukaryota, Metazoa, Chordata, Lepidosauria, Squamata, Rhineuridae. The coding region runs from base 802 to 4077 and encodes 1091 amino acids. The record is from RefSeq and is a predicted model, not a curated record. The transcript has 24 exons.
AACUGAUGGAAAUGCCGUGCAUGAAGGCAAAAACAAAAAUAAGUUCAAAAAGAUCCCCAAACGCUAUUUUCCAAAGAAAGCCCUGGCUGGGUUUUCUGAUGAGCCAUUCUCAGUGGAAGCUUCAACGUAUCUCGUAAUUCCCACCGUCUCUAGGUUCUCGGUGGGGAGCUGCGCGGCAACAAAUGCCCCGCUCUUCCAUAGAUUGGUUGACAUCAGCGCGGAGUGGGGCUGACAACCCCUUUCGCCCGCUCUCUCCUCUCCCCCCCCGCCUCCGUCUCCUCCCCUCCUGAUGGAAAAAGGGCUGAAGCGUUUCUGAUAGGAGCUCGGACUGCUCCCAGCUGGAAGGGAGAGAAAGAAAGAACGGAACCGAGGAGGUGGACGCCAGCCGAAACUCCCAGGCGACUGCAGGUUGCAGGGACUCCUUACUCCCGAAGUCUGUCAAGGCUCUUUUACUGGGAUCUUCUCCAACCCACCCACCUACGCCUUUUUAAAAAACCGUUUGCAUCAAGUCAGCCGCGCUGUUGCUAUUUUUCAGGGCAAAGAUGUGCGCGUGAACGCUUGCAAGAGCACCCUCGCCCAGGAGACCGCACAAAAGGUUGCAAUAGGAUUAAUAGAGAGCAUGGAUCUCAAAAUGACAUGCUAGUGAUGCAAAGGCAAAUCCUUCCUGUGUUGUAAGGUGUCAUGGUGCCUGCUCUGAGGGAAGAACAUAGAAGUUUCUCUGGUCUGAAAUCAAGUUUGAAGCACAAGAGGUAUCUUCCAGGGGCCUUCCUUGGAUGCUAAAUCUGCAGCACAUCUUCAAUCAUGGUUGUUUCAAGAUUAAAGGCUGCUCCACUAUCAUUGCCAAGUCUUUUCCUUCUCACUUUUCACCUGUCUGCGUCGCAGAAUGUCCUUGAAUACCCUGAAGAUGAGCAACAGUGUUCAAGAAGAGAGCACCCAAUGAUUUCUUUUGAAGAUUUGAAGCCCUGGGUCUCAAAUUUCACCUAUCCAGGUAUACGGGACUUCUCCCAGCUUGCUCUGGAUGCCAAUAGGAAUCAGCUCAUUGUUGGAGCGAGGAACUACCUCUUCAGACUCAGUCUCCACAAUGUUUCUCUUAUUCAGGCAACAGAAUGGGGCUCAGACGAAGACACCAGGAGAUCGUGUCAAAGUAAAGGAAAAACUGAGGAGGAAUGCCAGAACUAUGUCCGUGUUCUGAUUGUUUAUGGCAAGAAAGUUUUCACUUGUGGUACCAAUGCCUUUUCUCCAGUGUGUUCCAGCAGACAGGUAGGAAAUCUUAGCAAAAUAACUGAGAAAAUAAAUGGGGUAGCUCGCUGCCCCUAUGACCCUCGGCACAACUCGACAGCUGUGAUCACAUCACAGGGAGAGCUAUACGCUGCAACUGUCAUUGAUUUCUCUGGACGGGAUCCUGCUAUUUACCGCAGCCUUGGAAAUGUCCCACCUCUUAGAACAGCACAAUACAACUCCAAGUGGCUUAAUGAGCCCAACUUCAUUGCUGCCUAUGACAUUGGCUUGUUCACUUACUUCUUUUUCCGUGAGAAUGCGGUAGAACAUGACUGCGGAAAAACGGUCUAUUCUCGUGUGGCAAGGGUUUGCAAAAAUGACAUUGGGGGGAGAUUUUUAUUGGAGGACACAUGGACAACAUUUAUGAAGGCUCGGCUGAAUUGCUCCCGCUCUGGUGAAAUUCCUUUCUACUACAACGAACUGCAAAGCACUUUUUAUCUUCCUGAACAAGAUUUGAUCUAUGGAGUUUUCACUACCAAUGUAAACAGUAUUGCUGCUUCAGCAGUGUGUGCCUUCAAUCUCAGUGCUAUUACACAAGCCUUUAAUGGCCCUUUUCGAUACCAAGAAAAUCCAAGAUCUGCAUGGCUGCCAACAGUCAACCCCAUCCCUAAUUUUCAGUGUGGAAUACUGAAUGAUGAUAGCCCUAAUGAAAACUUGACAGAGAGGAUUCUUCAGGAUGCCCAGCGCUUAUUCCUGAUGAACGAUGUGGUACAACCAGUCUCUGUAGAUCCAUAUGUCACUCAGGACAACAUCCGUUUUUCUAAGCUUGUGGUUGACAUUGUUCAGGGCAAGGAUACUCUUUACCAUGUGAUGUACAUUGGGACAGAGCAUGGCACCAUUUUGAAGGCACUUUCUACAGCUAAUAAGAGCCUGAGGAGUUGUUAUUUAGAGGAAAUGCAGAUUCUUCCCACCAGCCAAAAGGAGCCAAUCCAGAGCCUUCAAAUACUUCACAGUGACAGAUCACUGUUUGUGGGUUUGAAUAAUGGAGUGCUAAAAAUUCCUCUGGAGAGAUGUUCAAUGUACAGAACAGAAGGUGAGUGCCUGGGAGCAAGGGACCCAUAUUGUGGCUGGGACAAGAAGCAGAAACGGUGCACAACCAUUGAGGACAGCUCCAAUAUGAGCCUGUGGACCCAGAAUAUUACUGAGUGCCCUGUGAAAAAUCUGAUGGUGGAUGGACAGCUGGGGACCUGGUCCCCAUGGCAACCGUGUGAACACUCGGAUGGUGAGAGUACAGGUUCCUGCAUGUGCAGAUCGCGGUCAUGUAACAGCCCUCAGCCUCGCUGUGGUGGACGUGAUUGUGAAGGAGCCAGGAUGGAGAUUACAAAUUGCUCAAGGAAUGGAGCUUGGACACCAUGGUCGUCCUGGGCCCCCUGCAGCACGUCCUGUGGGAUUGGCUUUCAGGUCCGUCAGAGGUCGUGCAGCAACCCUGCUCCGCGAUAUGGAGGCAGGGUCUGUGUCGGACAAAGCAGAGAGGAGCGGUUCUGCAAUGAGAACAAUCCAUGCCCUUUACCAAUCUUCUGGUCUUCGUGGGGUCCUUGGAAUAAAUGUAGUGCAAACUGUGGUGGAGGGGUGCACUCUAGGCAGAGGUCCUGUGAAAAUGGAAACACCUGCCCAGGCUGUGCUGUGGAGUAUAAAACCUGCAGUCCAGAGGCCUGCCCUGAGGUUCGGAGAAAUACACCUUGGACCCCAUGGAUGCCCACCAAUAUCACCCAGAGUGGGGCUCGCCAAGAACAGCGUUUCCGCUACACCUGCCGUGCUCAGCUUGCUGACCCCCAUGACCUCCAGUUCGGCCGAAAGAAGACAGAGAGUCGAUUCUGCCCCAGUGAUGGCUCAGCUGUUUGUGACACUGAUUCUUUAGUUGAUGACCUUCUGAAAAGUGGCAAGACCUCUGUCCGGAUUAUCAAUGGUGGCUGGUCUUUUUGGGGAGGAUGGUCAUCUUGUUCUCGAGACUGUGAGCUGGGCUUCAGAACCAGGAAGCGAAUGUGCACCAAUCCAGAACCAAAAAAUGGUGGCCUACCUUGUAUAGGAUCUGCAAUGGAAUAUCAGGAUUGCAACCCACAUCCCUGUCCAGUGAAAGGUUCAUGGUCCUGCUGGACUCCUUGGUCUCAGUGCUCGGUAACUUGUGGAGGUGGGCACUACCAGCGCACCCGAACCUGCACCAACCCCGCACCAUCUAACGGGGAGGAUAUCUGCAUUGGGCUGCACACAGAGGAAGCACUGUGCAACACACACUUGUGUGAAGGAGGCUGGUCUGACUGGUCUGAAUGGAGCUUGUGCAAUGAAGAUGGGAUCCAGUAUCGUAGUCGUUACUGUGAAAUCCACAAUCCGGGAUCUUCCCAAUGUGCUGGGAACAGCACACAAUACCAGGACUGCUUAUAUAAUGAGAUUCCAGUAAUCCUGCCAGCCUCAAGCAUUGAUGAGAGCACGAACUGUGGAGGUUUCAGCCUCAUCCACCUUAUUGCCACAGGGGUCUCCUGUUUCUUUGGUUCUAGCCUCUUAACCUUUGUGAUCUACGUUUACUGCCAGCGUUGCCAGAGGCAAUCUCAGGAGUCAACUGUUAUCCAUCCCACUACUCCCAAUCAUCUCCAUUACAAAGGCAACACUACUCCCAAAAAUGAGAAAUACACACCUAUGGAAUUCAAGACACUUAACAAGAACAAUUUAAUACCAGAUGACAGAACCAACUUCUAUCCUUUGCAGCAAACAAAUGUGUACACAACAACCUAUUACCCCAGUACACUGAAUAAAUAUGACUACAGGCCUGAGGCCUCCCCUGGAAGGACCUUUACUAACAGCUGAUGAUGGACACCAGGAACUGGGUUGCUUCCUUAUUUUUAUUUUUUAAAAUUGAGUUUAUGGACCAAAUAUUGGCCCAAUCUCUAGAUGUAAAUAUUAUACAGUGGGCCUUUCCCCCCCUCCUUUAUCAGUGGUCUUACUUUUGAGUAGUACAUCUCCUUAAGUGGACUGCUAUUGGAUAAUGGAUCAUCUUGCCCAAGGUUUUUGAGGAGUCCUGAGCUAGAAAUAAAACAUACUGCUAUGGAUAUUUGCGGCUGGAGAUGCUCCUUUGUGUCUGAUGCCAAAGUAAUCCAGGAACCAAGCAUUAUGUGCUAAUAUUGUGUGGAAUGGUAUAUGCCUACCCAGCACUGCUUCAGAAACUCAGUGGACGUGGAAGAGAAAUACCACCAAUGCAUUGAGAUGCAUACUUCAUAUGCCUACAGGAUAAUGGUAAUAUGAAUGUCAUCCACAAUACAAGCCUUAUCGAACAUUGUGCUCAAGAGUUUGGUGUUGAAGCUUUGGGGUUAUCAAUUUCAUCACCAUUUCCUGUGACAUGUCGAAAUAUAUGCAACCUUCUGUAAAAAAAAGUCCUGUGAGAUUUACAAAGGAAAGAUGAGGCACUUCACACAAAAGAAGCUUUUUGAAACCUUUCCAGUCAGUUUUGAGGCAAAAGUAGGAUGGCGUUACAUGAAAAAUAGGUUUGGGUACUUGAAGCAUGGGCUCUGGGUAAAUGCAAGAGAAUUUAUCCCACUGGAGAAAAGAUGAAGAGAAUGGAACAAGAGCCAUGGAGUAUCCUGAUUUUGGAGGGGGUGGGGGUAACUAUUUUCUUUUAACUUUGAUUGCAGUUGUCUCUUAUGGAGCUGCUAGAUUGAUGGCCUUGCUGCCCUUGUUGAAAUCACCAAGCUUUGUGCUAAUGCUGAUUUUAUUUUUUAUAAUUUUUUUAUUCACUUGAAAGAAAAAAAAUGUUUUAAGUUUGUCUCUGAAAAAUGUCUUUAUAGCAUAGUCUAACCCAGAAAGCCUACUGCAGAUUCCUUUAGCGUCUUCCAGGUAGUACUUCUCCAUGAAAGUACAAUAGGCAUCAUCAGCUGACACCAUUCUUCAGUGUCUAAGAAGAAAAAGUACUUUUUACUACAGUAAAGGUAAAGUGGGGUCUGUAGCAUUUUCAAACAAUAAUAGUCCAAUUUUGAAAUGUUAUUCAUUGUUUAUAUGUGAGUAUAUGAGACCAGUAUGGAAGCCAUGUUGUCUUUGGCCAGAUGAUUGUCUGCCAUUCAUGUCUAGCCAGAAGCACACCUUGCUUUAAUGGACAUUCCCAGUGUGUCUGGCAAUGUGAGUCAGUUUACCACUGUUGUUCAGCAUAAUUCCUGGUGCUAAGAGAUGGAGACUGCCACAGAACAGAGCAUGUAAUGAGUGUGAGCCAGUCCCUUCAUGAGUGAUGAGCACUUCCAGUGCUUGGGCUUCUCCUCUGUAUCUUCUUUUAGCAGUGAUCAUAUCUAUUUGUAGUUGCUGGCUUGACCAUACUCCAAGCCAUUUGUCCUAGAUUCAGGUUUACUGUCUGGCAGUCAGCAGUGUGCUCAUUACAGCCGCCACCUUUCAAAUGCCUUUUGGAAGUAGAGUGUGAGUGAUGGCACAAUCAAGGCCAUUAAAACAGGCGGAAACUGGCCAGUGGUUCUGUUCAUGGCACAGAGUGGCUGGUUUGAAAGGGAAAAACAAUUCAGUGCUGAUGCCAACAUCUCAUGAUUACCUUAUGCAACUACACAUCACAAAGCAUUGGUGCCUAAAGUGAACAAUUUUAGUGGCUGACGUAGUCUGGAUGGGUGCACGGGUGAACGAUUGGGGGGGGUUCAAAUAUGCAGCCUACUGUGAUUUUUUUUUUACUGUUUGUUUUCACAUGCCAGUGACGGAGAACAUGUUCAAACUGCUGCAGACUCACAUUCCAAUCCAAACUCUUCUGGACUCUCUAGCACACACAUGAAGCUCUUGAGAGUGGAAAAGCUUCCACUAACCUCACAAGAGAAAGCUGCUGCACACACAGAUGUUAUUGUUUCCCCUAAAAUGAUUGGGACACUUGCUGGUAAUUAAAGCUCCAUCUGAGCUUGCACAUCUGUUAAGAAAUGGUUGGGUCAGUGUCAUUGUAAAGCAUCGUUUCAAAGGGCGCUGGGGUGUUUCGAAAUUGUAAUGUAUUUUGCAACAGUUCUUAAAAGGUAUAUAUGCAAAUGAGUUAAACUUUCCAUUCAUUCUUUUUUUGCCGUGGAAUAAGGAAGAUACAUUUUUCAGUCAGAUGGAGAUUAGAAUUUAUAUUGUUCUACUUAUUGAAUAUUCCCCCCCCCCCAGUUAUGCAGCAUGACAGUUUUUCUUCAGGUGCCUGAAAUCAGGGCAGGUUUCAGGCGAUGAAUAUUUUUAGUUAGGCUAUUCCAAAUUCAUUCUUCCCAGGCAUGUGAAUGGAAAAAAUGAUUCUUUCAAAAAUAUAAAUGGCAAUUGCUUUCGGAGUGUGCAGAUGGCAUUUGAACAGAAAGUAGAGUGAAAGGGUGGGAAAGAACAUCUGAACCCUUAUCACUCCAUUAGUGUUGGCAUUAAAUGUUGCCCUUAAAGAACUGUACUCUCAUGCAAAGUAAGAGCUGAAUUCCUUACAAGUGCCCUGCCACAGGGCAGGUUAAUGAUACAAGACACUGUGCAUUUUCUUGCAUCCCUGCUUUACUAGUUAAUUUAGAGUUUUAAGAUGCUCAUUUGCUAAUGUCCAAGGUAGAUGGGGCUGAUUCUCUAGAGGGUUCUUCUAAACACCUGACAUUUAUUACACACUGGGUUGUCAUAAUGCAUGCUGUAGUACACUCUGGAAAUGCUUUUGUUUCUGCACUGUAACUUUUGCCAAUAGGGCUUAGUCAGAAAGGAAACAAAGGCCCAGUUCUAGCGUUUGAUGGGGAAACAGCAUGUGCAAACGUUUUGGAAUAUACUUCAGUGAGUGAUGCAUUCCUUGCCAUGUGGAAAAGAGACCUAGCUGAGAUACUCGUUAAUAUCUAGUCACAGCCUGUUGCUUUUGAAACUCAGGGGAUUUCUUAAACCAGUUGUGUGUCACGGGACAGCUCUUAAAAAGUCCACAACUUGCAUGCAAGCCUAUAGGAGCUGUCAAGGCUGUGUCCAAAAUCUUUAGGGUCAGAAGUACUAUAAAGGAGCUCUGAUCCACUUUCUUCCCCAUAGAAAGGCACUGGAAGGCAACCCAAGGGGAAUCAAAGCCCUCCCUUUUCUUACAAAUACAUUACAACCUUCUUUAUAAGCUUAGGCAACAUCUACCAGAUUCACACGAACAGCUGUGACAACUAGGGCUAUCAUUUGAUAGAGGUAUGUUGAACCCAGAGCAAAGUACACAGCAAAUUCAGAUUCUUUUGAAUAAUGUAGUUCAGCUGCAAAUCCUAUUUUGCUAUACAUAUUUUGGAGGUUGGUCUGCCUUUCAGUUUCUUUGAUCAGGGGAAGAGAGUGGCUUUUCUUAUUUGGCUAGGGAGACAUGUUAAUAAGCUUUUGAUUUCAUAAGCAUAACGUGAUCACUCAAAUGUGAGAAACUAUUACUGGUGUGUGUUAAAGAUUAGCUUUUUACAGGAACGAUGUAAGCUGACUGCUCUUGCUAUAACACAUCCUGCUAUAGCAAUUUCUUACAAGUUGUCAGAACACCUAUGCCAUUCAUUUAAAUGGGGGCAGUAGACCAAAGUAUCUGUGGUUUCACAUGUGCAAAGCUGCUGCCACCACCAUUAAAACAAAUGGGGUAAAUCUUCUUAGGAGGGGAGCUCUGUGUACACCCAUUUUGGAAGGUAUGCCAGACUCUGGAUUAAGGCAAAAGGGCCCAUUGAGUGGAAGGUUGAAGUUGACCCAGCUGAAUAGGCCUAUCCCACUUUCAUUGCCCAUCCAAAUGAACGUUUUCCUGCCUGUUAUUCCAGUGUUCUCUUCUAGUACUGUAAUGUGGCUACAGAGAAUGUUUAGACUGGUAAAGCAGCAAACCUUCAUCAGAACGCUAUGCCAGCCCAACACUGGUUUGCUUUGUCUCUGGAAGGGCCAGUUGACAUUGAGGAUGUUUUGCUGCCUCUACCAAAUUACCAGCACAGCAGCAUUCUGCCAUUUUGGUUUUGGAGGCUUUAUAUUUUAACAAAUAUACAUUGAAUUUAUUGCUGGGAAGCUACUUAAAAAACACCUUGCCAUUUAUUAAUAUGCACAGGAUAAUUGGGAAGGGGGGGAGGGAAACCCUCUUUGUCUAAAGAGCAAACCCUUGAAGAAUGAGGUAAUGGCAGUGGAAAGAGGGACAUGUGAGCUUUUACACCUCUAUUUCAGUGGCUCAUCUAUGACAUAUGAGUUGUACAUGUAUACCUGCUGCCUUGUUUUUUUAGAGAAGGAAAUGCAGUUAGAUGAAGAGCUGUGCAUAGGAAGUGGAAAUGAUUUGAGUUGCAGCGGGGAGGUAGACUUAGGUGUGUUCCCCAUCCGUGCAUUACAAAAUCUAAUGUUAAGAAAAAACCAUCCACCACUGAAACUAAGUAACUCAGUUUAAUAGUCAUACCAAAUGUGAGACUUUCUUACAAAAGCAAAAUCUAAAUGUAAACUUCAUGAAGUCCUCUUUACUCAAAUCCUGUGUAUGUUUAUAUAUAAAGCAUACAAAUGGUAGACAUGCACUGCUGAAUGUCUAGAAAUAAAUGUAGAGUAAUAAAAGCAGCAGCUGGACUUGAGGUUAGGUUUCAAGGGAGACCCCAAAAGAGAAAACAGCAGAUUUUAACAAAAACUUGUUUUUUUCAUAGAUAAAUGAAUUUUGUUGUUCAAUUAAAAUUGAGAAGUUGACUUUCGUAGCUAGAAGUGUUCAUCUUCCCAACCCACAAAAAAAUCCAUUCCUGUUAAGAAUGGCAAAGUAAACAAUGUUUGUAUUUGCUCAUACUUUAUGAAUAAACAGUCCAAAUUGACUUAGUAUAUUGGUCCUAUUGCUUUUAAUUCUUUGUAGAGUUGCGUGUGUAAGCAAAACCUAAGCAGUAAGUUGGAAU